AUGAUCAGAACCAGAAAAAUGGAUGAGGUAUCGGGGGAUAUAAGGCUUUGGUACUUACAAAGCAAGGAUGUUUUGAUCUUAAUCCUUAAAGUAUUUCUGGAAUUAUUGCCGUUUAAAGGUUAUAAAAUGGUCGAAAUGAGGUUCAAUGUCAAGCCAAAGUGUCUGCCUUUCCCUCAAAAAUACGUCAAAGCGCUCUUCCACACAGGCCAUGGAAGUUUCAAGGGAGAUUCAAGUGAGAGCCAAGAAAGCUGCAGGGAAGAUUCAAGUGAGAGUGAAGAAAGCUCCAGUGAAGAUUCUAAGCAACCACGGCAAUCACGACAAAAUUAUCCAUUCAGUAUCUCCACCAACGUUGUUUCCAAUAAGGGAAAGUUGCCAACAUGUGAAGGCUGCAAUAGCCAGUUGGAAAGAGAAGCUAAGAGAUUAUUAGUCAAGGUCCCAAGCAACGUCAAGAAAGGGUGGAGUGUUACAAGGUCUUAUCACUUUCUCCGGGCCUGCCUCACUAAGCUACCUCAAGAGCAGUACGACGAGGCCAUGCGACAACUGCGAGUACGAACAACACGAGCACGGCAUCUGCAGAGACAAGAGUUAAUUGGAAGACAAUAG
Molecule: messenger RNA, 603 nt
Organism: Lobosporangium transversale
Lineage: Eukaryota; Fungi; Mortierellomycota; Mortierellomycetes; Mortierellales; Mortierellaceae
Exons: 3
Coding region: 1-603 (200 amino acids)
Source: RefSeq, a predicted model, not a curated record